CCGUGAGGUACUGGUACUUCUAUCAGUGGUCGCGAAGGAACACAACUCAAGUAUGGAUGGUAAAGGAGGCUUGUGACAACCUGAAAAGUCUCUCAAAAACUCCUGAUUUUCACCCCCAAAACUCAUCCAAACUCAACCACCAUGAGCCUCAUGAGGCAGGUAGGACUWCUGGCAGCUGGCUGUCAGCCAUGGAACUUGGAUGUGUGUUCUGCAAGCAGCACAGGAGAAAGAUUUGCCUACUGCGCUACUUUGGCGGUCUACAUUUACGAGCUUGACCAGCAGUUCAACGAGUACAAGCUGAUAAGUAUCAUGUCCGAACACAAGAAAACCAUCACCUCUCUCUGCUGGCACCAUUCUAAUAAUGACAUAUUUGCAACAGCUGGUGCAGAUUGCCGCAUCUGUAUAUGGAAUGUUGCAGAGCAAAAAACAAUAGCCAUUCUCAACAGCGUCAAGGUUAUUCCCACUUGUAUUGGCUGGUGUCCUCAUGAGGAUGAAGUCAUUGCAUAYAUCUACGGACGUGGGCCGUUAUACACUUGGAACCAGUUCUCAGCUGGAGGAGGAACAGUCUCCAAGCUUCUUGACUCCAUUUCCUUUUUCUCUGACAUAUGUCAAUUUCGUUGGAAUAUGAAAAAGUUUGGCAAGAUUGCACUUGGUCAUGCCGAUGGUAGUAUAUCUGUGAUAUCGCCUGGCAACAGGCCAUAUAAACAUUAUUUAAGGCCUGACACUGUAGAUGAUCCUGAUGAUGAGGAUCCAGUUACAGCAAUAGAAUGGGACCCUUUGUCAGUAGAUUAUUUGUUAGUUUCUAAUGCRCGGCAGGGAGUUAGAAUGAUUGACAGUAAUUCUAUGAGUGUUAUUAUGAACUUUAAGCUGUCAAGUCUUGCAGCUAGAAUACAUACUUUAGCGUGGAUUCCAUCAGCUCCAGGCAUGUUCGUUACUGGAGAUACCCAAACAGGUGCACUUCGAGUAUGGAAUGUAUCAAAAUCUUCUCCUAUAGCUAACAUAAAACUUAAAAAGACUGGUUUCCAUGCGCUGACAGUUAUCUCAUCCAUUGGUGAUCACAGCACUUCUAAUGGUCAUGUACAGACAUCUGUGUCGUCAACGUCAGCUGCUUUUACCCCACCAUCAGUACCAACGAUGAACGACUUUGCCCUCCCACCUGCACAGAUAUUAUGUACAUUUCUUGAUGGUGGUGUAGGAUUAUAUGAUCUUGGUAAACGGAAAUGGAAUUUUCUCCGAGAAAUGGGUCAUGUAGAGACAAUAUUUGAUUGUAAAUUUAAACCAGAAGAUCCUGAUCUCCUUGCUACAGCAUCAUUUGAUGGGACCAUUAAAAUAUGGAAUGUCAAUACUAUGGCUGCUGUAGAAACUUCUCCAGGAAAUGAAGGCAUUAUCUAUGCAUUGUCAUGGGCUCCAGGUGAUUUGAAUUGUAUCGCUGGUGCAACAGCUAAGCAAGGAGUAUUUAUCUGGGAUAUUACCAAGAAGAAAAUUAUCAAAAAAUUCACAGAGCAUGGUAAAAACAGUGUGUACAAUGUGAGCUGGAAUCACAAAGACUCCCAAAGAAUAGCAUCUUGUGGUUCUGAUGGUUAUUGUGUUGUAAGGAGGGUGGAUGGCUCACCCAUCAAGAGUUACAAGCAYCCUGGGGCUGUCUAUGGCUGUGACUGGAGUUUAAAUAACAGGGACAUGUUAGCUACUGGUUGUGAGGACAAGAAUGUUAGAGUUUAUUAUUUACCUGCUAGUACAGAUAUGCCUUUGAAGGUUUUCUCAGGACAUACUGCUAAAGUAUUCCAUGUCAAGUGGAGCCCUCUCCGAGAAGGUGUACUGUGCUCAGGAUCAGAUGAUGGAACUAUUAGAGUUUGGGAUUACACACAGGACUUUUGYGUUCUCUUACUGGAAGGGCAUACUGCACCUAUCAGGGGUCUACUAUGGAAUCCAGAAAUCCCAUAUUUAGUUCUGUCAGGCAGUUGGGAUUACACCAUAAGAGUGUGGGAUGCAAGGGAUGGGACAUGCUUAGAUGUAAUCAGAGACCAUGGAGCGGAUGUGUAUGGUUUAACAUGUCAUCGGUAUCGUCCCUUCACCAUUGCAUCAUGCUCCAGGGAUUCUACUCUCAGAAUAUGGUCACUUAGUCAACUAGCCAGUCCAUUACAGAUUGGUGUAUUAGUGCAGUCUCCAUGGUCAGAGAUUAUAAGUCAAUCUCUAGAAGAAGCCAUGGUAGUUCAYGGUCCACCAUUACUAUCAGGGAGAGCAUCACGUGAUCUUAAGGUGGAUAUUGACAAGUCCUUAAACAAUGCUCACCAAACAGCCAUCAAGCUUUUCUCUGACUUUUUCAUGUGGGACAAGGCACUUGCUAUAGCACCUGGUGUAUCCAUGGACUACUGGAAAGAACUAAUAGAGAGACGAGCUGAGCAGUUAGUAAAAGAAGAUGAUGAUGCURCCAUUCCUUACUGUGUUGCAUCAGGAAAUACCAAGCAGCUGGUGUCAUUCUACACAUCCCGAGGUCAGCUCCAUGAUGCAUUCCUUGUAGCUCAGGUUGCAUGUGAGGCAGGAUUUCCUCAUUGGCUGGACAAGAAUGCAAGCAAGUUACCUGAUUUGAAAAGAAAUGAUCAUAUGUUGCCUAAGAUACAGAGUGACAUGGCUAAACAGUACCAGCCCUUAUUACAUUCUACCAGUAAUACUCUAGCAGACUGGUAUUACAGCAAGGGACAGUGUGUAGAGUCUGCAUGCUGUCAUCUAUCUGUAGGGGAUGUCAAGCUUGCCAUGUCUAAACUGGUUCGUGGUAAUGAGCUWGAACUGGCUGUCGGUAUGGGUAUUGUACUACAAGCUACUAAAUACCCUAUCAUGCACYGUGCUUUAGAACUACUCUCUUGGAAGUGUGAGAAACUAAAUAAAUGGAGAGAAGCACURAAUCUUCUGGAUCUUAUACCAAAGAAUGUAGAAUACCUUUUAGCGUUGUGUGCAAAAUGUCAAGGGACUCCAGCUGAAAUCAAUGAACUGCAUGGAAAGGCUGGUUUCCCAAGCCUUGAAGAGUGUUUACAGAAGGCCGAGGAGCUCUGUGAACAAGAGAAAUUCUUUGAUGCCAUGAAAUACUACUUGCUAUCAAGCACCCCUGAACUGGCCUUGGACAUUGGUCUUAACCUUGCUAGAGACGCGAUGGUCAAGCAAUACUGGGGACAAAGACAAGAGCUAGUGGCUCUCAGUACUUAUAUUGGAGCACUACUAGCCAUGAGAAGGCAGUACAAACCUAUUGUUUAUCCUCUCCUGAAGCAAACAAGGCAUCUACUGCAUCGUGACAAGAUCGAGUUAGGAGURCCAUCAUUACAGAUACAAGCUGAGACAGAAGCAUGGCUUGCCUUCAAUCAACCUGCAAACUCGUCGAAUAAACCCACAYCAGAGCAGACUGCAGUAUGGGAAAGAUUGCACAAACGCGCAGGAACGCAACAGAAUGAUCUCGAGUGUGGUUUAGACAUAGCAACAGGGUCUCUUCUACCAUCACAUACCGAUGUACAACAGUGUUAUUUUACUGGYGAAAGAAUCAAGGGUACUGCRUAUGCACUAGAGGAUGGGAAAUCUUUCAUUUCUCUGAACCACGCCCUCAUGUGGGCAAAAGUUUAUCUGAUGUGGCCAGAACUAUUCCACCCAGACCAUGCUGUUAGACGGCCUACUUUACAAGACUAUCAAAUCAGAUUUAAUACUUAG
Molecule: messenger RNA, 3690 nt
Organism: Actinia tenebrosa (Australian red waratah sea anemone)
Lineage: Eukaryota; Metazoa; Cnidaria; Anthozoa; Actiniaria; Actiniidae
Product: WD repeat-containing protein 17
Molecular function (GO): protein binding
Source: RefSeq, a predicted model, not a curated record